UUGAAAGUACGUAUCCUGGUUACUAAUUAUAUUGUUGUUUUUGAUUAUCUAGGUCAGUGUUUGGGAGGUGAGUAUUGUGUCGGAAUUUUCUAUCAAACUUAUAUGGACUGGUAUUAUGGCCGCUAUCAAGUAACAACUGACUACAGCCACCGGUAUUAUUAUUAUUAUAGUUAUCAGCAUGGACCCAAAUACUGCGCGAACCGCUGUUGUACAUUAUCUGUCGGAUAUACAACCACCUAUUACUCGAACUCGUACAAAACUUGUUGUGCGGACUUCGGUGAUAUACCUUCCUACAAAUCAUCUGAUAAGAAAUCAAGCACAAUUGGAAUCAUUGUCGGGUGUACUAUUGGAGGGAGCCUGUUUACAUUCAUAGUUGUAUUUCUAUUGUGCGUUGCCCAUUGCGUGUCGAAAGAGAAAAAAAGAAUUGACCCGGCAGCGAUCGAAUGCGGAUCGGUCACAAUGAAGGACAACCCUGUUGUUGUAGCCGAUUCCCCCAUCACACAAACCACAGCAGACGCUACGUCAACAACAAAAGACACCGUUUCCAUCGUAUGA
Ylistrum balloti is the source of this 555-nucleotide messenger RNA. RefSeq lists its product as uncharacterized. The annotation marks the transcript as partial. NCBI's taxonomy places the organism in Eukaryota, Metazoa, Mollusca, Bivalvia, Pectinida, Pectinidae. The transcript is spliced from 3 exons. The record is from RefSeq and is a predicted model, not a curated record.